Anoplophora glabripennis (Asian longhorned beetle) is the source of this 1339-nucleotide messenger RNA. RefSeq lists its product as uncharacterized. Bases 34 to 1143 code for a protein of 369 amino acids. The record is from RefSeq and is a predicted model, not a curated record. The transcript has 3 exons. Lineage: Eukaryota; Metazoa; Arthropoda; Insecta; Coleoptera; Cerambycidae.
UUAAUUGAUUGAGAGUAAUACCGCGCAAAGACAAUGAAACUGACUGAAAUAAAGAAGAUUGAAGAAAUUUUGCUAGUCGACAAACCAUUGCUGAGACACAAAAUAGGUAACUUAGUCUCAUCUGCAGAAAAUGGUGGCAGUUUUUUGUUAGAUGUAGACCUGAGAUUGAAAAAUGAAAAGAACUUCGAGGAAAGUUUAGAAGUUAUAGCAAAAUUAGCAGUCAGUAACAUUAAUAAUCCAAGCAGAGCUCAAUCUUUUCAGAAUGAACUCAUAUUCUACAAAAGCAUCGUGCCGUUGCUGCAGGAGUUUCUCAAACUUCGGGGGGCAGAUUGUCUCAAUUUAUUUCCGCAGUAUUACGGAGGACGUCUCACGUUAAAUUCUCGGAGCAAGGAAGCUGAUCAGGAUGGUAUUUUCUUUUUGGAGAAUUUAAAAAACUCUGAUUUCGAAAAUUUGGAAUCACAUCUCGGUUUUGACCUAGAAACUACCAAAUACUUCUUGCAACAGCUCGCCAGGUUACACGCAAGCUUCCUAGCCAUCAAGAUAAAAAAAACAGAGAUCUUCAAGCACAAAAUCAAACCCUACAUUAACAAAUCUGAGAAUACAGCCGAUACUGAUGAAAUAAAACGAGUGGUUAGCCUCAUGUGGGGCAAUGAAGGAUGUGUUUCCUUGAUUCCAAGGAUCAGGAGAGCUAUGUCUAAGAGGAAGCCAGCUCCACGAGAGCCGUUUUCCACGAUAAUUCACAGCAAUUUAUGGACGGAUAAUAUUAUGGUAAAACUGAACAGUGAUAAACGUGACAUCAUAAAAAUUGUGGAUUUUCAGCAUUACGAUUAUGGGUCUCCAGCAGCGGAUGUACUAUUUUUCCUCUUCACAAGUGUAGAAAUAUCAGUUCUGGAAGGUUAUCUGGAUGAACUGCUCAGGCACUACCAUACUGAUUUUGAAUCGGAUCUUCAGCAAUUCGAAAUCGAAGAUUCUUCGUUCUCUUUAGGUAACUUUCUAAAAGAAGUUACUAUCGAAGCAACAACUGCCCAAUUUCCACAUGUCUUUAUGAAGAUGAAGAAGAUUUUUUCACCAAAUCAUUCCAAAGAACACGAAGAAAGAGCGUGGUAUAUAGUUCAAGAAUUUGCGAAACGCAACUGGAUUUAAUUUGGAAAUUAUUUCCUAAUUUGUUAUUUAUAUAGUAAAUAUGCAUACAAUUUUAAAACUCAUUGAUGUUGUAAUAAUUAAAUGCCUACAUUGAAACAUCAUGACAUGACACAGCAGAAAGUGCUUAGUCAAUUUGAUACGUUGUAGAGAAAAAUGUAGAUAUUUGUGUACGUAAUAUUAUAAUUUUAUUUUUUAA